UGUGGACCUCCAGUUUUGUAAGAAAUAAUUACAGCGGCGUGUGUUGUGCAAUUAAAAGUGCCGGUGUUUAAAGUGGGAUUCGACGGACUUUGCCAGAGACCGUUGAACGCAUCAUCAGCCUAAGCAGAGUGAGGUUUAUCAGAGAGUGAGGAUGGCGGGCCUGUUGCGGUCCUACCAGGCCCUGAUGGCAAGGCACCCCUGGACGGUACAGAUGGUGACGGCAGGCUCUCUGGUGGGCGUGGGCGACGUCAUCUCGCAGCAGCUGAUCGAGCGACGUGGACUCGCUCAACAUGAUGCGCGGCGCACCGCCAAGAUGAUGAGCAUUGGAUUCUUUUUUGUGGGCCCGGUCGUCGGCAGCUGGUACAAAGUUCUGGACCGCCUGGUGGUCGGAGGAAGUAAGAGUGCGGCCAUAAAGAAGAUGCUGAUUGAUCAGCUGUGCUUCUCCCCAUGUUUCUUGGGGGCCUUCCUGUCUCUGUCAGGAGUUCUGAACGGGCUCAGCGUGGAGCAGAAUGUCGCCAAACUGCGCCGGGACUACACAGACGCGCUUAUCUCCAAUUAUUAUCUGUGGCCGCCGGUGCAGAUCGCCAACUUCUACUUCAUUCCACUGCAUCACAGGUUGGCUGUGGUCCAGGUAGUGGCCGUGGCCUGGAACUCCUACUUGACCUGGAAGGCCAACGCCGCGUGAUCCGCCACGACCACCAUUUUGUUUACUUUUUUUGUUUGUUGUCGUUGAUGUGACCGCUGCUCAUCAUCAUUCAACUUGACCAGGCGAACUCACGGCUCCAUGCCUGAAUGGCACAUUUAAGGCAAAUAAGUAUGGAAAUUAAGAUCAGAUAAGAUAUCCUUUAUUCGUCCCACAAUGGGAAAAUUUACAGCCUCCAGCAGCAAGAAUGUAUGUAGAAAGAAGAAAGGAGAAAGAGAAAAAAAAAACAACAAACAUCUUUCAAUUAAAUACAAUAUGAACACAAAUGGAUAAAAAUUAUUAUUAUUAUGAUUGUUAUUUUUUAUUCAUCAGCCUGACAGCAGUCGGUAAAUUACACGCGCACACAUUCACUUCCUGGUUCGUGUGUCACAAAACCGUCUUAACUUUUAGUUGUUUGUGUUCAUGGUCGUCUUUGACAAUUGCUGACACUGUGAAUACUGCAUAUAGACAGAGGUCAAUGUGAAUAAAAAAUAUAUACUGUAUAUAUAUUAUCUACCUGAAAUAGGUUUUGCAGCAAUCCUUUAAAAGAAGAAAAAAAUGCCCAUUAAAGCCAUUAAAGCACA
Hippocampus zosterae (dwarf seahorse) is the source of this 1266-nucleotide messenger RNA. It is a transcript of the gene mpv17, whose product is annotated as mitochondrial inner membrane protein MPV17. Lineage: Eukaryota; Metazoa; Chordata; Actinopteri; Syngnathiformes; Syngnathidae. The transcript has 9 exons. The coding region runs from base 152 to 685 and encodes 177 amino acids. Gene Ontology annotation, cellular component: membrane; cytoplasm. The record is from RefSeq and is a predicted model, not a curated record.